This is a messenger RNA of Fusarium pseudograminearum CS3096, 1167 nucleotides long. RefSeq lists its product as uncharacterized. The record is from RefSeq and is a predicted model, not a curated record. Lineage: Eukaryota; Fungi; Ascomycota; Sordariomycetes; Hypocreales; Nectriaceae. The transcript has 4 exons. The coding region runs from base 1 to 1167 and encodes 388 amino acids.
AUGUCAACCAUUCUUGCGGGAAUGUGGUUAUGGACUCAAUACGACGCUGUACUCACAAUGAUGCGAAUGAAGGAGUACAAUCAUCCAGUUCCCCUUGAAAAGCCAACCUUUCCAACUGGUACCGUGAGCAUCCUGAUACUCACCAUUGACACACCUGACGACUUUACCAACACACUGCAAUCUUGCGUUGCCAGCCAGCCCAAGGAGAUUAUUGUUGUUACAAUCCCUCGUGAUCUUGCAAGAGUCAAAUCGUUGGCCUCGCCUGUCCUCCAAAAGUCCGGGAAUGUGCCUAUCACCAUUCUGACUGUUCCGAAGCCUGGCCGACGAACACAGAUGGCUCUUGCUGUGCGAGAAGCCACUGGUGAUGUACUGUGUUUUGUUGAUGACGAUACAGUAUGGCCCACCGAUAAUGUGUUGCCGUAUCUCCUCGCAGGUGCUUGGAUUCCGACAGAGCGACGGAACCCUGAUGCUCUCACGCCUUGGGAGGUCGCAGCUAUCCGAAAGCUAUCAAGUAACAACGAGAAGCAGAUGGUUCUCCAUGCCAGUGGUGGUGGAAUAUGGUGCUUGGUAGGUCGGACCAUGUUGCUUCGAACUGCUGCUCUAAAGCCUGGUACAUUCCUGGACGAUCUGACAAAUGAGAUCUUCGCGGGUGGGCUCCUCCAGACGGGUGAGGACAGCUUUAUAACCCGUUGGUUGCGUCGGAAUGGGUGGGAGUUAUUCCAUCAAGACGCACGCGAGGCUGAAGUCUUCACCGAGGUCAAAUGUGACUCCACGUACGUUGGCCAACUUAUUCGUUGGCGACGCAAUGGGUUCCAGGCUUUUAUCAAUCAGCUCUUUAUUGAUCCUGGGUUUCGAAGCAUCUAUAAAAAGGAUGCUUAUUUUGCUCGAAAGCUUGCUGAGGAGUUUGGACGGCCUCUCAUCACUCUUAUCCAUCUCAUUGGUUGGGGAUUAUGCAUCAUGAACUCGCCCAGAAUCGCUCUUUGUUUCGUGGUCUGGUACUUGUAUCAAAUGGCUAGUGCCUACCGAUCUUUUCUUACCUUGUUCCCUUGGGUUGGGAUAAAGAACCUCUGGGCCGCCGUCGCUAUGGACUAUUCCUAUCUAAUUCUUGACUACUAUGGUCUACUUACUGUCAGCCGAGAGGGUUGGUUGACCCGCAAUGAUAAGUGA